AUGUCGUGCUAUCCGGCGUCGCGCCCGCCUCCACUGGACGGCAAGGCGCUCUCAACAACAUCUCCGACUGCUCUCUCUCCAAGUUGCAGAGAAGACGACCGAGUGCAAAUUGAGAUUCGCCUGCCUCUUCCCCUGUGCGCCUCUUCGCCUCGCCCCGGCCCCAACGACCGACGCCUCCACUGCGCGGCAACGGUCCCUCGUCUCCUCCUCAAUGGGCAGCCCGGGCCGGGGCCGCUUGCCCGCCUCCCAGAGGAGACACGGUCGCCUCAGAGCGCCGGCUGGAGCGGCCGCGGAGAGAGGAGGGACGGCGUGGAGGACCGAGAGGGGACUUCGAACGGCGAGGUGAUUGGGAGCCGGCGACCUUCUUUGGUGGCGGACCACGAAAAUAACUCACCACACGCGGCACUGCAAAGAGCGCUGGAUAAGCAGAGAGAAGGAAUCAAAGCUCUAGUAGCGCACCAACAACUGCUGCGCCAGGCGCUCCUGACCGCCCACCGGUCGCCGCGGGGGGCCACCGCGACUCCGACCGCGCCCGAAGAGACAGGGCCUGGAGCCCGAGCCCAAGGGACAGGGCCUGGAGCCCGAACCCAAGGGAAAAGGCAGGGAGACGCUCCAUCCGCUCAGUCGCUCUCCUGUGGACCAGCAUCCUGUCACCCCGCUGCCGUCUCUGCCUCAUCUCCUUCUCCUCUUCCGUCGUCACGCCGCCGUUCUUCGUCUUCGGCUUUUGCUGUUCCGCAGCCGCCCCACUCCUCUGUGCCAUCUCCAAAAGCGCGCGACCCCCCGCCUUCGUGCUCGUCGAGUGUUCCGCCUGCCUCCUGCAACAAUUUUCGUUCGUCUUCCGCUGCUUCUUCCUCUGCGUGUCCUCCUUCGUCUUCCUCUCCCGACAAUUUUUCUUUUCUCUCUGCGUGUCCCGGUCUCCUCGAGACCGGCUCUGGUGCGGCCUCAGGCGCAUGGCGAGAAGGUGACAAUGGAAGAAAAGAGGGAGCCGGAAGGGGCUCGGAUCCGCCGCCGGCGUGGGCGGAGUGUAUUCAAGAGGCACAGAAGCAGCAACAGCUCUUUUUGUUGGAACUUCUGAAACAGCAUCAGAAGCUUCAGAAGCAGCUCGAGCUCCUUCAGCGUCCCCAGAAAAACGAUGUCCUCAUGGGAGACCAGCGCGCCUCUCCUGACCCAUCGUCGUGCCACCUGCUGUCUUCCGUUCCUUCGCUCUCCCCCGGCCCUUCGCCCGCUUCGUCGGCGUUGCGAGCUGUCUCUUCCGCUUCGCCCCUUCCUCGAAAAAUGCCCUCUGCUUCCUCCGGUCGUCAGGACUCUGGCUUUGCGUACUCUGCCGCCCCCCGCGCCUUUCCAGCCAGCCGACCUCUGGCGGACCAGUCGGCUGCUCCUGCGGUCUGGUCGCCCCCCUCUGAUCCCCCUGCUGUCAGAGCAUCUUCUCCUCUGUCGCCUCAGGCGCGAGCUCCGAGCGGCGCUGUCCCACGCGCGUAUCUCUCGCGGUCGCCUCCAGGCGGACCACGGCUCGAGGGGCGUGAGAGCACGGGGAUGCUGACACGGCGUGAAGAGGCGCAGCCUCCGUUGCCAGAUGCUUGGAGUGUCUCGCUUCCAGGCGACCGCGAAGGCGCGCGAACACAGAACGCGGGCGAGCGAGAAUGGGAAGGAGACACGCGGCUGGAGAAGGAGCGGCGUGACGCGUCGAAGCUGUCGAGAGAGAGAAGCGGUUCAAGCGCUCUCGAGCCGCGAAUGCCGUCGCUUUCUUCAGAUGCGCGUCUUGAUGAUUCCGGCGUCGACAGGCCGCUGCCGCAGACGUCUCCAGCCAGCGCGCUCUUCCGUGGAGGCGUCGCUUUGCGCUCGCCCACCACAGGCGCCAGUCGCCUCCAGGCCCCGUUCAGCAACAGUAAAGGGCUCCUAUUCGGCAGAGAAUCAAAGUCUCCUGCAGUCCUCCGCCGACCACAAAUCACAAAUCAAGUCGGGAGUCCUCUUCCUUCUCCGUCGUCUCCCUCUGCCCUGAUGCCUUCCUGGUCUCGCCCGUCUGCUGCCUCCCCUAGUUCUUCUCCCUGUGCUCCUUCUGCUUCUCUUGCGCCCGCAUCCACAAGCGGCCCUUCGCUGCCGCAGCGAUGCGGCGAAGAAGGGCUGCGACGGACUCCCAUUUUGCCUCUGAGCCCUGUGGCAGCCGAUCGGGCUGGGCAGACUGCGCAGAGGAAGGCUCUUCCGGGGGGGCACAAGCUCCUGCAGCUUCAACUUCAGUAUCUCCAGAGACAGAUGGACAACCACGCACAAGAGAAAGGGGAUUCCGCGGCGCGCGACCUCACACACUUCACCACGGCGGCCCCUGCCCUCGCAGAGGAGCGGAUGAAGCUCGCGCUCGUCUGGGCUCCAUGUUCAUCUUUUUCAUCCGUCGCUUCCCACUUCCCUCGGUCUCCCUGCGUGCAUGCCCCUGACGCACCUCUCACCGCGUCGGCAGCCGCCGCUCCCUGCAACGCCUCGCACUCGCUGUCGUGCUCGUGCUCCGCGCCUCUGUGUCUCUCUCCUUGCUGUGCGGCGGCUGGCGGGGGAAGCUUGCGGCUCUCGGGGGUCCCGAAGGCGCGGGAAGAGAACGCCGUCGGCGCGCACACUCCGGGCUGCUGCGCGCGGACCCAGGGACGCGAGAGCGCCUGUCGCAUCCACGGGGCAGAGGGCGACUCCAAAGGCAACUUCAGCGAGGCCCCGCCGCUCGUGGCGCUGCCCGCAUGCACAUGUACAGGCGCCCGGCUCGUCAGCCGUCGCUCCGCGGGUGCGCGGGGCGUCGAGGGCGCGUCUCCGCUGUCCAACGCCGUCUGUUCUUCCCCAUCGUCUCCUUCGUGCAGCCACACACUCGCUGGCUCAGGCCAGAACUACCCCUGCGCGCAGGCGCCCGCCUCGCACGGCAGCCCAAAUCCCAGUCCUUCUCCGCCCUCGCUCUCGCCUCCGGGUCCCGCUCCUUCGUCCUCCUCCUCUUCCUCUGCGUCUGCCUCCGCCUCUGCGGCGUCAGCCUCUCCGUCGUUUUUUCCUCUGUCUCCUAUGCGGCCAUCGCCGAAGCAGCCUGCGAAGCCGCCUCCACGGGCCGUGAACCACGACGAGCAGAUCGUCCCGAGCGUGCUGCGGAAGCUGCGCGAGCAGGCCGCGGCGAUGGAGGCCUCGCACUCGACCCUGGAGGAGACCUUUCCGCCCCUGCUCGGCGGCCGAUGCUGGUGGGAGGCGGACAAGGAGGCCCGUGCCCACCGGCGGGAGACGCAGAAAAAACGAACUGCCCAGACGGGACUCACUGGCGCUUCACGGCGACGACAGGCUGAGUGCUCCGCAGUCGCUUCAUCGGCGGGAGGCAGCGCACACGCGGCUGGUGGAGGGGCGGAGGGACGCGAGGCCCCGACGCCUCCCGCAGAGUCCCCAGAAGGCCUUCAACAUUCGAUGGCGAUCGCGCGCGAUGGCUUUGCUCAGGUCGACUCAGGUCCUGCGUGCUCGCCCGCGAAGAAACCCUGCAGAACCGCAUUCCUGCGCUGUCGGCGAGAGCGGCGCGUGGAUCAGAGAGAACUCGCGGCUCGCGGAGCUCCGGACCUCUCACGAGUCAAAAGUCGAGUGAAAGCGUGUUGGGACGCCGAGGCGGCGGACGACGACACUCGGGGUGUGACUCAGAAGCGCGUAGGAAGAGACGACUUGCAGCUGCAGGGACGCGAAAGAGAUGCGCCUGCGAGGAGGCGGACACGAAGGGAAACGAGCAGCAGGUCUUCGGUAAAGCCCCGUACCGCUGCGGAGCCGGCCGCGGUGCGGAGGCCCGCUGGGUCAGGGGCGCGGAGCCCCGAAAGGACUCUUCCUGCCUCGCGUUUACUUUCUGAUUCCACCGCGUUUGCGCGUCAUCCUUCGCCGGCGCGCUCUCUCGCAGCCCCUCUGACGUCUUCCGGUUGGGCUCCCUCGUCUGCGGCGGCCUCUGUGCCGCCGCGUGCUGUCGCCGCCUGUCCUCUCCGCAGUCCGCCCAUCGCGAGCGGCCGACCGCGGCUUCCUGAGCCGCCGCUGGCAGUCCUUCCCAGCCGCCUGAGGAGCUUCGAGGAUGAGGCACUGGGCGCCGACGCGGGUGCAGGUGCGGCGCGUGGAGAGUCCAGCGAGGCACAGCCUCCGGUCUGUCUCCAGGAACCAGAGGCCUGCUGCCCUUCCGCGCCUCUCCUGGCGUCGGCGUCUGCGGCUGCGCCCGACGAGAGACAGCUCGACGUUGAACGAGAGGACAAAGGAGACUCGCAGCACCUCGGUGUCAGUUUGCCUCCCCCUCGUCAUCUACAUCGACGAGCGAGCGCCUGCCUGGAGAGGAAGUGCAGACAGAGCGCAGCGUAUGCGGAUCUGCGCGUGCGGCCGCGCGCCAAGGAGACGAAGACAACGGGCGAGGGGCGAGGCGACGAAGACGCCGUCCCAAAGCAAGAAGACCGCGCAGCCUGCUCGCACGGCGUCACGCAGACUGGGAAGUGCACAGAGCAAGCGGCAGCUCUUCAGCGAGAAGGGACUGUGCGGGUGGAGAGUUGCCAGUACGGCGCAGAGAGCACAACGGCUGUGGAGGGCGAGCAGAGCUACGCAGGGGAGGAGCCGGAAGGCUGCUGCGAAGACGCGGAGGACCGUUUUGCCGAUAGCGCUGGCGACUGGCGCAACUACGAAGAAGAGAGAUGCAAGGUCGUCCCGCGCGAGAGACAGAAAGCUCCAGAUUAUGACGGAGAAGAGAUUCAUGCCGGCGCUGUGGAAGGGCAAGCGUUUGAAGCGACAGACGGGGGCGAGCCAGACCAAGGUCACAAGCAAGAUGACGCAGACUGCAGCGCGUCUGAAGCGAGUUCUUACUUCACCGCUGAAACAGAGAGCCUCAUUCGACGGGUCGCGGCUCAGGCGCGCGCAGUCAAAGACGCAAAACUCCGCAGACGACGUGUCUCUGCGCGAGACGGGGUGCAGAGGGUACCCUUUAUUUCUGAGACCUCGCCGUUUUUCCGCGCGCAGCUCGCGCGCCUCGAGAACGACGAGACGGACGCGCUUUACGUGACUACCAUGUGCGACCUGCUGAGGCGCUACGAGGAGCUUACCAACGUGGGCUAG
Molecule: messenger RNA, 5070 nt
Organism: Besnoitia besnoiti
Lineage: Eukaryota; Apicomplexa; Conoidasida; Eucoccidiorida; Sarcocystidae
Exons: 6
Coding region: 1-5070 (1689 amino acids)
Source: RefSeq, a predicted model, not a curated record